Callithrix jacchus (white-tufted-ear marmoset) is the source of this 3394-nucleotide messenger RNA. The record is from RefSeq and is a predicted model, not a curated record. NCBI's taxonomy places the organism in Eukaryota, Metazoa, Chordata, Mammalia, Primates, Cebidae.
AGGCUAUUUACAGUUCGGAUCUGCCCCCUCCCACCCUCUGACCCUCCCUACUGCUUCAUUAUUUCCCCCGGCGCUUGUCAGCACCUCAUAGAUCCUUUUGCUUUUUUGUUUAUGAUCUGUUUCCAACCGGCUCCACGAGGGCCGGAUGUUUGUGUUUGAUUCACAGCUGUAUCUCAGACGCCUGUCACCGUGCCCCGCACCGUGCCUCACGACCGGGAGGCGUUCAACCCACGUUGUUGACGGAACGAAGGAAGGCAAGAUCGCGAGACCGGCUGUGCAGGUGGCCCGGGUGGAGAGGGAUGCACGGCCACGCUUGUCUCCUUUGCCGGAGCCCGGAGCCCGCCCCCGGCCUCCCGGGCAGGCGGGGCCGGGCAGGCAGGAGUUAAGCCGCGCGCGCGCUUCCGACCCGCAGGUGGCGCCGUCCCGCCUCGGUGCCCGGCUCCGGGCGCUCCGAAGUGCGGGACAGAAUCGCAGGGAGCGCGGAGCCGAAGCUCAGCCCGACUUGUUGAUCUCGCCCAGGCAGCUGCCGCCGCCACCGAGCAAGCAGGAGGAGGAGGAGGUGGAGGAAGCGCCGCGCGGCCGCGGUCCUGCCCCCGCGCCCCCGGCGCCCGCCCGCGCCCCCUGCCUCGGAGAGCGCGUCCCGGCCCCGCGGCGCCUGCAGCCCGGUCGCGUCGCCUGCCCGGCCGGGGUAGGCCCGGCCCAGCCCGGCCCCGGGACCGCCGCUGCCCACGGGCGGGGGCGCCCGGGCGGCCGGGACGAUGCGCGGUCCCUGGCCCCGGGAGGCGGCCGCCCUGGGGCCGUCGGGAUGGAGGUGAGAAGACGGCCGUGACGCGCGCGCGCGCGGCCCCUGCACCCCCAGCAGCCCACAGCGCUCCCUGCCCCCCUCCCCUGCAGCAGCGGGCCUUGCCGUCGAGUGACAGCGGCCUGGGGGGGCAGGGGGGGCGGGGGCGGCCGGAACAGCGAUGCCGGCGGGCAUGACGAAGCAUGGCUCCCGCUCCACCAGCUCGCUGCCGCCCGAGCCCAUGGAGAUCGUGCGCAGCAAGGCGUGCUCUCGGCGGGUCCGCCUCAACGUCGGGGGGCUGGCACACGAGGUGCUCUGGCGUACCCUGGACCGCCUGCCCCGCACGCGGCUGGGCAAGCUCCGUGACUGCAACACGCAUGACUCGCUGCUCGAGGUGUGCGACGACUACAGCCUCGACGACAACGAGUACUUCUUUGAUCGCCACCCGGGCGCCUUCACCUCCAUCCUCAACUUCUACCGCACGGGACGACUGCACAUGAUGGAGGAGAUGUGCGCUCUCAGCUUCAGCCAAGAGCUCGACUACUGGGGCAUCGACGAGAUCUACUUGGAGUCCUGCUGCCAGGCCCGCUACCACCAGAAGAAGGAGCAGAUGAACGAAGAGCUCAAGCGUGAGGCCGAGACCCUACGGGAGCGGGAAGGCGAGGAGUUCGAUAACACGUGCUGCGCAGAGAAGAGGAAAAAACUCUGGGACCUACUGGAGAAGCCCAAUUCCUCUGUGGCUGCCAAGGGUUGUCUGAAGGAUGAAGGAUGAUAGUGAUGAUGAGUGUUGAAGCUGUGCCUGAUAAACCCUGCCUCCCCUCUCGAUAAAGACACCCAGAGGCCCAGGAUGCUCCAGUGACCUGCCUGGGACCACACAGACCAUCAUUGCCUUUCAGACCCCCUGAGAGACCAGAUGCCAAGAGAUGAUCCUGGUCAACACCUGAAGUAACAGCAAGAUCCCUGAGCAUCAGCUGGUACUGGUGAUGGGGCUAAAAAGGCCUGAGAAUGGCCCCUGAUCCUUCACCAACUUGCUGUGUGAAUGUGAAAUGCUUAGGAAGAAAAAGAGCUGGUCAAAUGAGCAGGUUGGCCAAAGCUUAAUUAACUGGAAGAGAACAAGCAUGCAUUAGGCACCAACUCCACACCCAGCCCUUUGUGUACUUCCCAUACUUGAUAACAUCGUCAGGAUGGGAAGCGCUUGACCUUAGUGCUGGAUUGCCCAAGUUCAGUGUUUGGCCCCUCUUCUCACUAACCAUGUGAUUUGGGUCAACUAUUGCAGCUUUCUGUGUCCUGCUUCCUUCAGCCAACAGCAAUUUUGGGCCAAUCACUGUGUUUGCCUCGCUGGAUUGAGUUAAACGAGUUAAUGUAUACAAAGCUCUUAGACUAGGGCCUGGCACAUAGAAAGCCCUCAAUAAUGGUUGGGAUUUUUUGUUUUGUUUCUUUAUUGUCCUCUCAUGUAAUCCUCCUGACAACCCUGCAAGAUAAAUAAGAGAAAAAAAAUUGCUUUUAAAAAAAAUUGCUCUUAUAAAAUGAUACCUGCUCAUUGUAAGGCUAGAGGCUUUCUCUGGCCACUGGAGUCCGGUAAAGGCAGGGCACUAACACCCCAGCAGGAACUAAUGGGAUAUCAACUCCUGGCUGAUGGGGAAGGUGUAUAUGUGCUUCUGCCCUGGCUGGGGUAUAACUCAGAGGUGUCUGUUCUACACUGGUCCCCAGAGCAGCUCCAGUUGCUCACAGCAAUUACUUGCUUGACAACAGACCCUGUUUGACCUCUUUCCCAUCCCUGUCUCAUGUUCCCUCUCCCCUUCAGAGUUUUCUGGGAUCACUUAUCAUAUAAGCCACUUGUACUCAGAAUCUUGUCUUAGGAUCUGGGUGUGGGGGAACCAACCAAAGCUCUGUGGGACGCCUCAUUUAUUCAGAAUGGCCUGCUGCUGUAUUAUAGACAGCCCCCGAUAGAGACAACUUCUCUUGGGAGUUGUCAUAAAAGAAGAAAUUCCAGGUCUGGCAGGGCACAGUCAGCCUCAUCUCCGUCUCUUGGAUAAAAUGAAAAGCACAGCAGUGGCAGCAACAGCUAACACUGAGUGCUUACAAUGUGCUUGCCUGGCACAGUGCAAAGGGCAUUAAAUGCCCUUCACACCUGAUUUUCGCAGCCCCCUCAUAAGGGAGGGAUAACUAUCCUCAUCUGACAGACAUGGAAACUGAGGCUCAGAGAGGGGAAGCGUCUGGCCCAGAGUUACACAGUGAAUAGAAGGCUGGGACAGAUCCCACCCAGGACUCCCUGACUGCCCAGCCCACGACUUUGACCUCUGUGUUGUAUGAGUGACCUUCAGAAAGUGAGAAGCAAGAUCCCAGUGUUCCCUUCUCAUGCUGGGGCAAUGCUGAGAGGUAAGAGAUUUUUCCAGAAUCGGAUAACUUGAGAGUGUUCCUAGCUCUGGGUCUAGGAUGACUUUACCCCAAAAAGCUCCUGGAUGGGACUAUCGGAGACACAGAUUUAGCAUUAAGCAUUAUUUUCAUAGAUGCAUACAGUCCCACCUUUUCCCUGAGGUGACGUCAUCUUGAUUUUGGUGUCUCCGGCAGGAGUGGGCAUGACUAGGUGGGGCCGGGGACUGGGAGGAAUCU